AUGACUAUUGCUCGCGGGUUGGAGUCCGAGAAGCUUGAGAAGUGGCUGAACAAUGUCCUCUACCACGACUUCGAUCUGAUUUUCAAAGACGAUUCGAGCUAUCAAGACUUCUUCUUCCUUUUAGAAGGUUUCGGAUAUAUCAAGAAUAAUAAUGAGCCCGGAUUGCAGCAGUUGAUGUCAAAACAGCCUUGCGAUGAGGAAUUGGCAAAAGUGAAUCACGAAUCAGUCAAUGGCGCCAAGAAUGAAAAGGAAGACGAUGGGGAUAUGAAGAGCCCGGUGGACGAAGAGGGACCACGUGGACCUCAACGGUACAGUAACAACUUGUGGAACUCCGUGUGCCUUGGUAACAGCAUCGGAACAGCUUAUGGAUUUUUCGAAGCCUUCCCAUCGGAUUCUUCUACUGAAAAUUGCUAA
Molecule: messenger RNA, 414 nt
Organism: Caenorhabditis remanei
Lineage: Eukaryota; Metazoa; Nematoda; Chromadorea; Rhabditida; Rhabditidae
Exons: 2
Coding region: 1-414 (137 amino acids)
Source: RefSeq, a predicted model, not a curated record